Molecule: messenger RNA, 450 nt
Organism: Fusarium falciforme
Lineage: Eukaryota; Fungi; Ascomycota; Sordariomycetes; Hypocreales; Nectriaceae
Exons: 1
Coding region: 1-450 (149 amino acids)
Source: RefSeq, a predicted model, not a curated record
AUGUCUCAGCAGCCACCUCAGGAGCAAGGCCAAGCCCCCGCCGAUGCCAACAUCGGCUGGCAGGAGCUCAAGUCCAGCACUGGCCAGACCUACCGUGUCAAGGCCGCCGAUUACGACAUCGGAAACAAGCCCGAAGACGAGAACAACAUCGUCGCCGCCAGCGGACCCAAGUUCCCCGCCGUCAAGGUGCACUGGGAGGUUGGCACUUCCGGCAACACAGACGAUGAGACCCGAGACCGUACGGCUAUCACUUGGUACAAGCUCGAGAAGGCGCCAUGGUACUCUCCCAAGCAGUGGAGGCUCACUAUUGCCUGUGAGGACACAUACAACUAUCGAUUCUUUGACGAAGAGCCCGACUAUUACGACCUCAAUGUGUGGCUGACCAGUGGCACCCACUGGGUUGAGUACGACUCGGAAAGACCCACCAUCGUCAGCGUCUCUGGCAUCUGA